UGUUACGUUUCCAUAGUCACGUCACAUCGGCUCCACCAUGUUGUAGGAAAUCCACCGCUGCUCUUCACUCACUGUCAGAUUAGAGUUAAAUCCGAGGAGGAGGAGGAUACCCUGUCAAGACGCUGUCUGCAUCUUGGAAGGAUUUUCGGUGUUUGUGCAUUUUAAAGAAACGCGACUUUACGUGUUGCAGUCAUUUUUUUUCUACAAUAAAGGGCCUGGACAUAGAAGAUGAAACGCCAGUCUUCCGUUGAUGUCUUUGCCUGUCCGCCGAUUUGCCAAUACGUUAAAAUGUUAGCUGGCUAACUAGCUGAAAAAAGAGUGACUAACGUUAAAUCGGAUUAGCUUCUAACGGCAGCCUCCCUGUAGGUAAUAUCCAGGUAUUAUUUGCUAUUUACUUGACAACUAUUAAGUUACACAGCAAACGGUUGCCUCUAUUUUUUAAUGUUUAUUACAAUUCUACAUUUGUGUCAACAUUACUACUUAGUGCUGUAAUUAUUCGCUAGCAUUAAUGUUGCUGCAAGCUAGCUAGGUUAUUAGCCAAUCAAACCACAACAAGAGCUGGAGCUCCUUCACUAGCUAAUCUCAAGUGUUUGUUGGAAAGAGCAAACAUAAAAUUAGUGCCUCCGACCACAACCGCAAGUCAAGACGGAGCUGACAGCCAGGUUGAAGUGCUAGCUUGUCCCCGGGCUAGCUGGCAAGAGAGCUGUACAAUAUUUUCUCCCCGAAAUUAGCCUUCAGACGAAUUAAAGAUGUCAGGAAAGGAUAAAGACAAAGACAAACAGGAGAAACAGUCCACAACGGAGCGGCUGAUAAAAGCUGUGCCAUACCCUCCACAACAUAAGCUGACUGUAAAAGAGCUAUAUGAAGAUGGCAAGCCCAAUGCUGAGCUGCUCCGCAACCACCUCGUCAAAGAGGGCAGGGUGGAAGAGGACGUGGCUCUAAAGAUAAUCAAUGAUGGGGCCAACAUCCUCCGCCAAGAGAAGUGCAUGCUGGAAGUGGAUGCGCCUAUAACAGUAUGUGGUGAUGUCCAUGGCCAAUUCUUUGACCUUAUGAAGUUGUUUGAAGUGGGGGGAUCACCCAGCAACACGCGGUAUCUCUUCCUCGGUGACUACGUAGAUCGAGGAUACUUCAGUAUUGAGUGUGUUCUCUACCUCUGGUCGCUCAAGAUCAACCACCCCACCACACUCUUCCUCCUGCGUGGGAACCACGAGUGCCGGCACCUCACAGAGUACUUCACCUUCAAACAGGAAUGUAAAAUUAAAUACUCUGAACGGGUGUAUGACGCCUGUAUGGAGGCCUUUGACUGCCUGCCCCUUGCUGCCCUGCUCAACCAACAGUUCCUUUGUGUACAUGGCGGACUCUCACCAGAAAUCAACUGCCUAGACGACAUAAGGAAAUUAGACAGGUUUAAAGAGCCUCCAGCAUUUGGGCCAAUGUGUGACCUGAUUUGGGCUGACCCUGGUGAAGAUUAUGGCAGUGAAAAGACAUCUGAACACUUCAGCCAUAACUCCGUCAGAGGCUGCUCUUACUUUUUCAGUUACUCAGCAGUCUGUGAUUUUUUGGUAAAUAAUAACUUGCUGUCAGUAAUAAGAGCCCAUGAAGCACAGGAUGCAGGGUAUCGGAUGUACAGAAAAAGCCAGACCACAGGCUUCCCUUCAUUAAUCACAAUCUUUUCAGCUCCAAAUUACCUAGACGUCUACAACAACAAAGCUGCUGUAUUAAAAUACGAGAACAAUGUGAUGAACAUCCGACAGUUCAACUGCUCCCCCCACCCUUACUGGUUGCCCAACUUUAUGGAUGUCUUCACAUGGUCUUUGCCUUUUGUUGGAGAGAAAGUGACGGAGAUGCUGGUGAAUGUACUGAACAUUUGCUCUGACGAUGAGCUCAUGUCAGAGGGAGAUGACUUAUACGAAGGUGGAACCUCAGCGAUGCGUAAGGAGGUCAUCCGGAACAAGAUUCGCGCUGUGGGGAAAAUGGCCCGAGUCUUCUCAGUCCUCAGGGAGGAAAGCGAGAACGUGUUAACACUCAAAGGCCUGACCCCAACUGGAACUCUUCCUCUGGGAGUGUUGUCAGGGGGAAAGCAGACCUUACAGACUGCUACGGUUGAGGCAGCUAAAGCAAAAGCAAUUCAAGGCUUCUCUCCCACGAGGAAGAUUCGUAAUUUUGAGGAGGCACGUGGCUUGGACAGGAUUAACGAGAGAAUGCCACCUCGCAAAGAUGGUCAGCAGCCAGACGGCACCACGAUCAACACCGGCACCCCCAACAAGAAUGGCACUGAUGGAUAGGCAACAGAAACAUCACCCAUCUUCACACAACCCACACCCCCUGACUCAUAGCCCCCAGCCUCUCUCUCUCUCUCUCUCUCUCUCUCUCUCUCUCUCUCUCUCUCUCUCUCUCUCUCUCUCUCUUUCUUUCUGUCUUUCUCCAUCUGUCUCCUCUACUGAAACUGCCUGUCCAUCUUCUGCUUGCUCACAGCUGGGCGGGGAAAAGAAGCGGUCACAUCGGUAGAUAAAAACAAAAGAAGGCCACAGCGCUGGGAAAACACUUCCAGCUGCUGAAAAAAGACAAACAUAUGAUGUGUUAUCUGGGGAAAAAUCUAAUCUUAUUUAUUAAAGAUGAAAUAUUAGAUAUAUUGUGUAAUAGCAACAAAUCAUUGAAUGAAGACAUUUUGCAGUUCGAAUAUAUACUGUACACUGAAGUCCUAACUUAUACAUUUUAUAAAUUUGAGUUGAUACAGAUACAGUAGAUGAAGCCCUGGAGCCCAGGAGUUUUAGUCACUUUAAGUUUUUUUAUUGUUGUUCUCCAUGUGUUUGGUAAGGGACAUUUGAUUUGGUUAAAUACAAAUACUGUAACCUCCACAGCCUCAUUUGGAUCUUGGAAAGUUCUUGUCAAGACAUUUGAGGCACUUGAGGUUCUACAUACAGUGCAGUGUUUGCUUAUGUGUCAGUUAAAUUAUGUAUGUAUUGAAAGGUAAAAAAAAAAAAAGAAUAAGGGAAGUCAAUUAUAUCAGAACAAUUAUCACAAAUUACUAUUUUACACUUAAAGCAGACAUUUAAUGAAGACUUAUAGUCUUAUUUAUACAUUUUCCACAAAACUUUGAUGAAUCCCCAAAGAUGCUGAAUGGAUUUUUGUUCAGUAUUUUGGUCACUUCCAGAGUAACAACAUUUUCUUCCUGUAGUAUUAUUAUUAUUGUUAUUAUUAUUAUUUGUGAAUGAAACCGUUAAAGUGAAGGAUUCUCUGUGUGCAAUGAUAGUUGCUGUUUCUGGCUGUUCUGUGCUGGUUAUGACUUGUGUUCACUUAAUGGCAACUAGGCUGUUCUCGCUAAACCAAAAAAAGGGAUAUACAGUGCAGCACGUCUCAUUCUAUCACCACAACCAGACUUAUCAGUACUCCCAUAUCCCGGUUGGAGGCACUUCUUCUUCUUCUCAAGCGCUGAAGUUAAGCCGACCUCUCUGGGGUUGAGCACUGCGCAUGAAGAUUACAGCACAAGAAUCCAACUGACACAAACGUUUUUCUCUUAGUUGUCAUUUUGAACAAACGAGGACAUAUUUGCUCAGAAAGCAGAGGAACUGCUGGCCAUAGUGUCCUCGAAACAGACUGAUGUUCAUUACUGCUUAGGAAAUUUCAGUGUAUUUAACAGAAUUAUGGCAGUUUGAUUUGAUGUUUUAUUGUCAAACACUAAAAAAUACGGGGUGUGUGCUUUUGGGGCUUUCCUUUGUUUGUAAAGCUGUAUUAGUGUCUCCAUCUACUGUUGAUUAUACAGAAUGCAGAUGUUUUUUGAAUUGUUAUAACCGUACGUAUCAGUGGAAAAAGGGAAAGGGAAACAUUUGAUGAUGCUGUACCCAGACACAAUGGACUGAGUCAUUCCCCUCGGCAGGGUGAUACUAUAAAAGGUACCGUCGACACACUAACAGCUGUCUAUCAAGGCCUAACAGUACUGUAAUCAUCUCAAACAUGGCUGACUCAUAUAUACGGUAUAUUAUUUUUACAACAGGUGGUCAUACCAAGAUGGAGACCAUUAACACUUGCUGAGAUUGCUGGUGUGUAUGUGUUUUUCUGCUCUAAAGUAUUCAGCCGUUCAGCUCUCUUCUGGUCUCAACACCUCCACUCCUCUUCACAGGCACUCCCAACCCUUUAACCGCUUUUACUCUGACAUACAACCAACUCAACUGGUGCUUCGACACACCUGACUGUAAUUCUGUUGUCUUUAAAGAAAGGAGGGAGAAAUAAGCUUUAAGAUUUGCUAUUCUCUUGUGAAUUUACCCUAUUUUUUUUUUUUUUUUUUUAAGUUAGGCAUUUGUGCUCAUGUGCCAUGCCACCUUGGCCACACAUGUCAAGAUCCGUGUGUGUGUGUGUGCGUGAGUGAGUGAGUGCGUGCGUGAGUGAGUGCGUGCAUGCGGAUGGUGAGUCAAGCCAGGAGACUUUCAUUCACACAUGAUGAAAGAUAAAUGUCAGUAAUAUUAAUCUUGAUAUCCUUAAAAUUUCCAAAAUAUAGUAGUUUGCCAUUAUGUUCAGUAGACUUCUGGGAAAGCUUCCUAAAGAUUAAGUAUUUCGGUUUACAUUCAUAACUGUGAUGUUAAAAUUUCUUUUAAUGGUAAGGCUUUAUUGGGUGAGCCAUACUGACCUACUGUUAGGUCCUAUACAUAUCUCGCAGAAUGUAAAACUAUUGUUCAUCAAUAAUCUUAUAAUAGCUGUAAAAAGGGGUGAAAAGAAACUGUACUUGUCAUACGAGACCAUGAAAUCUUUUACGUAGAUGUAUCACUUGAAAGAAAAGAAUAAAAUUCAAAUACAGUGUUUUAUUUGA
Molecule: messenger RNA, 4804 nt
Organism: Siniperca chuatsi (mandarin fish)
Lineage: Eukaryota; Metazoa; Chordata; Actinopteri; Centrarchiformes; Sinipercidae
Gene: ppp3cca
Product: protein phosphatase 3, catalytic subunit, gamma isozyme, a
Exons: 14
Coding region: 750-2285 (511 amino acids)
Biological process (GO): calcineurin-mediated signaling
Cellular component (GO): calcineurin complex; cytoplasm
Molecular function (GO): calmodulin binding; calmodulin-dependent protein phosphatase activity
Source: RefSeq, a predicted model, not a curated record